Anthonomus grandis grandis is the source of this 1463-nucleotide messenger RNA. It is a transcript of the gene Arc42, whose product is annotated as short-chain specific acyl-CoA dehydrogenase, mitochondrial. Gene Ontology annotation, biological process: butyrate catabolic process; fatty acid beta-oxidation using acyl-CoA dehydrogenase. Lineage: Eukaryota; Metazoa; Arthropoda; Insecta; Coleoptera; Curculionidae. The record is from RefSeq and is a predicted model, not a curated record. Bases 138 to 1352 code for a protein of 404 amino acids. Gene Ontology annotation, molecular function: flavin adenine dinucleotide binding. Gene Ontology annotation, cellular component: mitochondrion. The transcript is spliced from 8 exons.
UUGUGUUUAUUUUGGAUUUUAACCUUUGAACUUGCCCCCCGUUUAAUCGAGAUCCUGUAAUUUAAAAAUUAUUUAAAACCAUUUUUCGUUUAAUAGUACAAAUUGUUUUUUCAUAUAAAAAGCAUUUAAAAAACACCAUGGCUCUCCUCAACAGAACAUACUUAACAGCAUUCCAAUUGAGGCAAAGGGGAAUUGCCUCUCUGGCAGCCUUGUCGGAGACCCACCAGAUGCUCCAAAAGACAUGCCGAGACUUUGCUGACGGUGAAUUAAAACCAGUUGCGGCAAAAAUUGACAAAGAGCAUUUAUAUCCAAAGGAACAAAUUAAGAAAAUGGGUGAGUUGGGAUUGAUGGCCAUAGAAGUUCCAGAGGAGUAUGGUGGGACAGGCUUGGACAGUUUGGCUUAUAGUAUUGCCAUGGAGGAGAUAUCUAGAGGUUGUGCUUCCGCUGGCGUAAUUAUGUCCGUCAAUAACUCACUAUAUUUGGGAUCGCUUUUGAAGUUUGGUAGCAAGGAACAAAAGGAAAAAUGGAUACCACCCUUUACUACUGGUGAAAAGGUUGGUUGUUUUGCCCUGUCGGAGCCCGGAAAUGGCUCAGAUGCCGGCGCAGCAUCCACAACAGCAAAACUAGACGGUGACAGUUAUAUUUUAAAUGGCACUAAAACGUGGAUUACAAGCGCGCUUGAAAGUGAGGCCGGUGUCAUUUUUGCCACCACCGAUAAGAAUCUUAAACAUAAAGGAAUUUCUGCGAUUCUAAUCCCAAAACCGAUUAAAGGUCUUGAACUGGGAAAAAACGAGGAUAAAUUGGGCAUCAGGGGCUCUUCAACCGCGGCCCUCAUGUUCGAUAACUGCAAGGUCCCUAAGGAAAACGUCCUGGGACAACCUGGUAUAGGUUUCAAGAUAGCCAUGAUGGGCUUAGACAGUGGUAGGAUAGGCAUUGCAGGGCAAGCACUUGGUAUAGCUCAAGCUUCCCUUGAAGUAGCGGUGGAUUAUGCCUCAAAAAGAAUUACUUUUGGCAAAUCACUUUUAAAGCACCAAAUGAUCCAAGAUAAAAUCUCAGAAAUGGCCUUAAGGCUUGAAUCGGCAAGACUAUUAACGUGGAGGGCAGCAUGGUUAAAAGACAAUAAGAAGCCGUAUAUAAAAGAGGCUGCGAUGGCCAAAUUGGCUGCCAGCGAGACCGCAACGUUUAAUAGCCAUCAGUGCAUACAGAUAUUGGGUGGAAUGGGUUACGUGUCAGAUAUGCCAGCUGAAAGACAUUACAGAGACGCCAGAAUCACUGAAAUAUACGAAGGUACUUCUGAAAUUCAGAAGCUUGUCAUUGCUGGAAAUGUCAUUAAAGAAUUAGGUUUUAAUUAAGGUUAGAAUUAAGUUUUAAAAAACUUUUUGAAAUAUUUUUUAUAUCUGUAAUGUGACUGAAAUUGUGCCUUAUAUUGCAAUUUACCUUUAUAAUAUAUUUUUUAAUGGUAA